AAUUUACUGGCUGCACACACGCAGCGCAUAUAAGAAUAUUCUGCUGCGCAAGCGUCGUCUGCGGACAACCUCGCCUUGUGUGCCUUGCUUUAAUCUGCUGUGAACGGUUAGCGCAUACUUGUCACUACCAACCGUUUUCCGCCUGGAGUCCAUCCCGACUCUCCGUGCCUCUCUUUCUCCAAUAUCUCUGUCACUUUGUUGUAUCCGCUGGUCGCACCUCGUCUCGGCCAACUAUCACAAACAUGCAGCCAGGCUCUGUAACAGACUCUGGCUUCAUUCCAAGGAAAGAGUUCAUUCGUGACCAACGAGCUACGAACAUCUUUGGCCUUCUUGCUAUCUCUGGCUCAAGUUGUAUCAGGCUUUAUUCUUUUCCUCCCGAUGUCAUUGCAGCUUUACGUCGACUCCUUGAUCACUUUUACCUCACAGGUGGUUUUCGCGAAGAUAUACAGCAGAACUUCUGGGAAUUUACCAUAACUCAAAAGCCCUGGAAUGCACCAAAAAGUCCUCGUACAGAGCGAAUUCUCCUCGACAUACUCGCUGUCAUAUACAGGUUUGGAUACACUAUUCUUUCUACCGUUGACUAUGGUCGGGAGCGCGACGAUCGUUUAGCUAUCUCAUUUUCAAGGCCACUUCUACCUUCUUCUUCUUCGCCCGCUCCACCUUUCGCACCAGCUCCCGCUGGCUCGGGAAGUAAUAUUUCGCACCAGACGGGGCUGCAAACGGAGAGAAGAAUGCCCUUUGCCAUCUCAUUUGUCUCGCAGACCAUCAUGCGAGUCAUCAAUCCACCACUAAACGCAACUCCAGCAAUUCUUCAAGCCGUGCGAGGAUCAUGGCCUCGGGGCGUAUUGUCGGAGAAGAAAACGGACAACGCGUAUGAAUUUAAGUUGAAGGGGUAUAGCUGGUUCCACGAAGACACAUUUGCGACAGAUUCUCUGCGACACAUCCUUUCACUUCUAUCAUCCCUCGAUGCUCAUGCAUGUUCCCUUGUUAUUUCGCUGGCAAUCAAUGGCCGUUCCAGAGUCAAGGACCUAUGGGUCUUUACUGGCCCUAGCACUACCGAGACUGAUCCUUAUUGGCCCGAAUCUCCUAUAAGCCAAUCCGGUUCUAUGCUGGAUGUAAGAAGAUCUCAUCGGGCGUCGACGCCCGAACCACCAGAAGUGGGUAUGAUCCCCAGCUCUUUGCAUAGAAAAGCCGCCACUAGCUCUCAGCACCCGCCUCACGGCUUGCCAUCCUCUCAGACGCCUCAGCACAUGCGGUCGGCCACAGAAUCCAACGCAUUGCCUCCCCUUGCGACAAAUUUGCCGCCUCGUGCAGUGCCAGGCAAUCAAAUGCGAAAGCCUGCACCCCGCGCACAAGUGCCAGUGUCUGUUGACUUCGAUGCUCGAGAUGAUGAUGAACAUGGUCGAUUUCGCACUUCUCUUGCUAGCGCUGUGCCAAGUAGUUGUGAGAACAUGACUGGUAUAGGUUCCAUGGCGCGUAAUAGAUUCACUUCCAAUCUCAUCUACACAGCAACCCCUGGCCCAAUUCCUGAAUCGGAUCAUCCCACUGAAGACACUGUAUUCUCGUCGCCACCUCCUGAACGACAUCAUCAUAGACCGAGAUCGAGAUCUCCGUCUCCCCAACGCCGGGUAAGCGCUCUGCGACCGGUAUCGACUCGUUCGAAGACCCCUCCGCUCCUCCGAUCACAUUCCCCGCCUAGGGACCCUCGCAACCCCUCACCAACGCCUGCUAGCCAUGAUGUCUCGAUGAAUGAGGGCCCGCCUCUCCUCAGCCCAGGGAUGUUUCGUAUGAGAGACUCAGCAUACUCUGCGAAUACUAUUGACACAGACACAUCUCUUGGGGUCCCAUUCAAAUGGCCAGGACUUGGCCGGCCAGAUGGCAUUGAAAACAUUGAGGAGGUGCACGAGGAACCAUGUGAGGAACCAACGCCACACCUACUUGUCUUACCUGGCGCAUGGGCAAUGUCGCCUGAGGAGGAGCGCCCCGAGAUGUUGCCUCGUAUGAACGAGGCAUCUAUGGUCGAUGAGCGUGGUCUCCAUCUGGAACACAGAAGAAGUCCAGACAAAUCAUUGCAUGACAUCGAUGCGAGGAUUUCCUCGCCGGAGUUGGUUAGUGAUCAGGCUGUGCGCAAGAGUGAGGCAGGGCUUAUUGGGAUGAUAUCUCCCCCGAGGCCUCCUCCUCCACCGAUUCAUCCUCCAUCAAGGGAGAGCGUUUAUAAAAGGAAGGCAUCGAAUUCAACUGAUCCACCUGCAUCACCUAUAAAGUCUGGCAGUCGCAGUGGGAGUGGUAAUGGUUGGGUGCUUGUGAACGUUGAGGGCAAGGAACACAUGACAGCUUCAAUGUCAACACCAGUCGGUAGCCCCACGUCCACGACACAAGUCGAACGUGGAGGAAAGCGCACUACAAGUGCUGCCGCAGAAAGGGCCUCGAUGUCCGCUGCAGCGAAGGCGAUUGCUGUCAUUGAUGUACAAGACACAAAAGCCAAGAAGCGCCAGUCCACUGGUUCUGGUCUACGACGUUUUCUAUCUAUCUCACGGCCUGGUGCCAAGGGCGCUGACGAAGUGAAAUCUGACCCUCGUCUCGCUGCUCUACGUUCAAAGGAAUUAGCGUCCAGCGAAAAAGAAAGUUCUAAACUCACCUCCUCUCGCCAAAGGCGAUUUCGCAACAAGUUCACCCGCCUAGGAGCUUCAGAGCCUGCCGCUCGGCCGCCAGAUCGAGUGCGGGUCAAUCUCGACUAACUUUUACAUUCUUUCCAUUCUCAAUUCCCUAUCCCUUAUAUUAUCGACAUAUGCUUAAUUGCCUCUUUACGACUCCUCAGCAGCAUAUGACUCCAUAACCCACAUUUACUGACUUCUUUGUGCUUUCGUUUGUCGCUCAUGUAGUACUUAUGCUUUACCUCUCUACAGGUGCCUUACGACAGACUACUCGUAAUUUUACGGAUACAGCAUAUCGCUUUUCAAACUGGUGUCAAAUUACCCUUCAUGGCCUGAAGGUUUCUGUCACCUCCAUGUUUAAUGCGUUCAAUUUUCGACUUUU
Messenger RNA from Suillus discolor, 3036 nucleotides. RefSeq lists its product as uncharacterized. The transcript is spliced from 3 exons. The record is from RefSeq and is a predicted model, not a curated record. The coding region runs from base 243 to 2738 and encodes 831 amino acids. NCBI's taxonomy places the organism in Eukaryota, Fungi, Basidiomycota, Agaricomycetes, Boletales, Suillaceae.